This is a messenger RNA of Lactuca sativa (garden lettuce), 1391 nucleotides long. The record is from RefSeq and is a predicted model, not a curated record. NCBI's taxonomy places the organism in Eukaryota, Viridiplantae, Streptophyta, Magnoliopsida, Asterales, Asteraceae.
GUAAGGAAACCAAACCAUAAAGAUAAGCGGGUCUGCCCUUAGGGUUUGUUUCCCGACUCCUGUUCCAUUCAUUUCUGUUCUUAACCUUUUAUCUCAAUUCACCUAUCAUUUGAAUUCUUAAAAGAUUUUGGAUCCAAUCACUUUCACUCAUUAGACUCUUAAUAAUUGUUAUUUUGGUGGUUUCUUAGCCAAAAUCGUCGUGGCUGUUUCAUCUAUGGCGUCGAUUGGUAAGACGAAUUAUGAAUCGGAAGCGGAUGAUGCUAAUAACACCGUCAAAAUUUUAUCAACAUCUGAUCCAACGAUGUUGAAGGAAGAGCCGGCGGAUAGCGAGUUGGGGGGAUCGAUACCGGUUGCAAUGGUACCCGUGUCAAUGUCUCAGAAACAAAUGACGGUGGCGCCGCCCCGGAGGAGUUCUAAAGACCGUCAUACGAAGGUGGAGGGACGCGGUCGACGAAUCCGCAUGCCGGCUGCUUGUGCUGCGAGAAUCUUCCAAUUAACUCGGGAACUCGGUCACAAGUCAGACGGAGAGACGAUUCGGUGGUUGUUGGAGCACGCAGAGCCCGCUAUCAUUAAAGCCACCGGCACCGGGACGGUGCCGGCGCUCGCUGUUAAUGUUAACGGGACGUUAAAAAUCCCGACGACGCCAAUCGAAGAAGGAGGUGACGUUAAAAGACGAAAAAGGGCUUGUAACAGCGAGUUUUAUGAUUUGAAUGUUGCCGCAACUUCCAAUUUUGCCCCCAUAGCGCCGAUUGCCCCACGAGCGCUCGUGCCGUUGUGGACCAUGUGUGCACCACCGACUAACGGCGGGACUUUCUUCAUGAUUCCACCGUGUGGGGCCACCGGGGCAACCACAUUCCAUCAGUCCCAGUUGUGGGCCAUACCCACCGGGGUAACACCUGUUUUCAAUGUCCCAUCAAGACCCAUGACUAAUUAUUUGCCGGAAAUGAAACCGGUGGUGGAUAUCAGUGGUGGUGAAGUUCAGACGCCGGCGGUGAGUUCAAGUUCGAUUUCAAUUUCAACGAGGAGAACAGCGGAGGUUGUUAGGGAUCUGUCAUUGGAGCUUGGUGAUAAAAGAGAGCUUCAAUUCAUGGAAGGCUGUUCAAAAGAUCAAACGCCGCCUGCAAGUUAAUCAAUCGGCCAAUUCUAGUCCUCUUCUUUGUUUUAGUUGCGUUAGAACCAUGAAAGUUAUUUUUUUUCUUUAGAUUUGUAUCCUUUUUUGUUUCUCUUUUUCCAUAUUAGCCUCACUUUGUGCUUUUUCUGUGUAAAUGGGUUUUUACUUUUUAGAACAUAAAAGUAGGUAAAAGUGACAUUGUAUGUAUAAUUUUCUGUAAUUAAAUAUUAGUACGAGAAAAUAACUUGUUUACAUGACAUAAAAUUAUAUAAUUAUUUCU